Acanthoscelides obtectus is the source of this 516-nucleotide messenger RNA. NCBI's taxonomy places the organism in Eukaryota, Metazoa, Arthropoda, Insecta, Coleoptera, Chrysomelidae. The record is from the annotation of a GenBank genome assembly.
CAACAGUACCCCGUGAUGAUGGAUCCCGUUACUAAAAUCAAUAUUGUUCAAGCCAUCUCAGCCAUUUUAAUACCGAAUUUUGGCGAAGUUCUGAUUCUAUUAGGAUAUAAGCAAUAUUACAAUGACAAAGAUGUGAUAGUGUUACCAAAGUGGACUAUGUCAAAUGCUGCUUUUACUAUGGCUUGGAUUAGUCUAUAUAGUUUGAUAGGAUAUUCAUCGUUUUUGAUCAUAAAGUAUGGAAAUACUGAACACAAGUUGCACAAAAUAACGAAAAUAUCACUGGUACUCUUUGGAAUGACAGUAGCACUUAGCUGGUCUUGGAGAUUUGUUCUGUUUAUUUCAAAAAACAUUAUUAUGGCAUGGGUACUGGCGAUAAUACUCGAUUUAGUGGCGAUCCUGACCGUGAUAGUAUUCUUCCUAAUCAAGCCGACAGUUUCGUCACUUUUAUUACCUUACAUUAUCUGGUUGAUGUUCAAUACUCUUUUUAAUUUUGCCUUAAUAAGUUUAAAUAAAUAA